Molecule: messenger RNA, 2726 nt
Organism: Talpa occidentalis (Iberian mole)
Lineage: Eukaryota; Metazoa; Chordata; Mammalia; Eulipotyphla; Talpidae
Gene: DBN1
Product: drebrin 1
Exons: 15
Coding region: 147-2219 (690 amino acids)
Biological process (GO): positive regulation of dendritic spine morphogenesis; positive regulation of axon extension; postsynaptic actin cytoskeleton organization
Cellular component (GO): plasma membrane; site of polarized growth; postsynaptic density
Molecular function (GO): actin filament binding
Source: RefSeq, a predicted model, not a curated record
UCCCCCGGCCCUGGCUCGCUCGCUCGCAGCGCUGCAGAGGUUCCGAGGCGGCGGCGAAGGCGACUCCCUCUUUCUCUCCCUGCUUCUCCGUCCGUCCGUCCGUCCGUCCGUGCGUCUGUCCGUUCGACCUCGGUCCGGCCCGAAGCAUGGCCGGCGUCAGCUUCAGCGGCCACCGCCUGGAGCUGCUGGCGGCGUACGAGGAGGUGAUUCGGGAGGAGAGCGCGGCCGACUGGGCUCUGUACACAUAUGAGGAUGGCUCAGAUGACCUCAAGCUUGCAGCGUCAGGAGAUGGGGGCUUACAGGAACUCUCGGGCCACUUUGAGAACCAGAAGGUGAUGUACGGCUUCUGCAGUGUCAAGGACUCCCAAGCUGCUCUGCCAAAAUACGUGCUCAUCAACUGGGUGGGGGAAGACGUGCCGGAUGCCCGAAAAUGCGCUUGUGCCAGCCAUGUGGCCAAAGUGGCUGAGUUCUUUCAGGGCGUCGACGUGAUCGUGAACGCCAGCAGUGUGGAAGACAUAGAUGCGGGCGCUAUUGGGCAACGGCUCUCCAAUGGGCUGGCGCGGCUCUCCAGCCCGGUGCUGCACCGCCUGCGGCUGCGCGAGGACGAGAAUGCGGAGCCCGUGGGCACCACCUAUCAGAAGACGGAUGCGGCUGUGGAAAUGAAGCGCAUUAACCGCGAGCAGUUCUGGGAACAAGCCAAGAAGGAAGAAGAGUUGAGGAAGGAGGAGGAGCGGAAGAAGGCCCUGGAUGAGAGGCUCAGAUUUGAGCAAGAGCGAAUGGAGCAGGAGCGGCAGGAGCAGGAGGAGCGGGAACGGCGAUACCGAGAACGGGAACAGCAGAUCGAGGAGCACAGGAGGAAACAGCAGACUUUAGAAGCUGAGGAGGCCAAAAGGCGGUUGAAGGAGCAAUCUAUCUUUGGUGACCAGAGGGAUGAGGAGGAAGAGACCCAGAUGAAGAAGUCAGAAUCGGAAGUAGAGGAGGCAGCGGCCAUUAUUGCCCAGAGGCCUGACAACCCACGGGAGUUCUUCAAGCAGCAGGAACGAGUCGCAUCGGCCUCUGCAGGCAGCUGUGAUGUGCCCUCGCCCUUCAAUCACCGACCAGGUCGUCCGUACUGCCCUUUCAUAAAGGCAUCGGACAGUGGGCCUUCCUCCUCCUCCUCUUCCUCCUCCUCCCCUCCACGGACUCCCUUUCCCUAUAUCACCUGUCACCGCACCCCAAACCUCUCUUCCUCCCUCCCAUGCAGCCACCUGGACAGCCACCGGAGGAUGGCACCCACUCCCAUCCCCACCCGGAGCCCGUCUGACUCCAGCACGGCCUCCACUCCCAUCGCUGAACAGAUAGAGAAGGCCCUGGAUGAGGUCACAUCCUCACAGCCUCCACCACUGCCACCACCACUCCCACCAGCCCAGGAGAUCCAGGAACCCAGCCCUGGCUUGGAUAAUGAAGAGACCAGCAAGGAGGCCAGAGCAGUAGCCCCUCAGGCCUGGGCCAGCCCUAUGGAGGAGCCCCCUCAGGCACCAGAGCCUCCCAGGGGUCCAGGAAGCCCCACGGAGGACUUGAUGUUCAUGGCAUCUCCUGAGCAGGCUGUCCUGGCUGCCCCUCUGGAGCCUGCAAUGGCCAACAUCCCAGCAGCUGACGCCAUUGAAACCAACAUUGCCGCUGCUGACACCGCUGUUGCCAACACUGUCACCCCCACCGCUGCCAGCCUCAUUGACCUAUGGCCUGGCAAUGGGGAAGGGGCCUCCGCACCCCAGGCUGAGCCUAGUGCUCCUAUUCCACCCUCGGGUGCUGAGGUCGCUCUGGCAGAGGUACCCCUGCUGGACGAGGUGGCUCCAGAGCCACUGCCCCCAGCAGGUGAAGGCUGUGCCAAUCUUCUCAAUUUUGAUGAGCUGCCUGAGCCACCAGCUACCUUCUGUGAUCCAGAGGAGGAAAUAGAAGGGGAACCCCUGGUUGCAGCUAUAGAAGAGUUGGAUCAGGAGCCAGAGCUGGAAUCAGAGCCCCACCUGCUGACCAAUGGCGAGACCACCCAGAAGGAGGGGACCCAGGCCAGUGAGGGGUACUUCAGCCAAUCACAGGAGGAGGAAUUUGCCCAAUCGGAAGAGCUGUGCGCAAAGGCUCCGCCUCCUAUGUUCUACAGCAAGCCUCCAGAAAUCGACAUUACCUGCUGGGAUGCAGACCCAGUACCUGAAGAGGAGGAGGGCUUCGAGGGAGGUGAUUAGCCAAGGCACCAGCAGGCUCAGGCUGCCCUUGCCAAGGCCGCCCACCUGUGCCGGCCUCCGGCCAGACGGCCCGCUGGGUCUGCGCUCGCAGCAGCUCCGCCUGGCACCCAUUCCGGAUCCGGCCCUCGCCGGGGACAUGGCCGCUUCCCUACCCACAGGGCCCAACUUUUACAGCUUUUCUCUUUUUUUUAAAGUUGAUAGGAGACUUGUACAGUUGACUGGUUUUCCUCCCGUUGGUAGUUGAGACGCUGUUGCAGAUUCCACCCCCUCCCCGCCCGGUCCUGAUUGUAGCUCUUAGUCCUCCCCGGUCACUUAGUUGGCGGGGGUGGAGGCCUCACCCUGCUUGGGGCCUGGCGUGGUGGGGAGCUCUGGUGGGAAAGUGUCCCCCCACCUCUUUCCUAGUUUUAUGUUUCUUGGAAAAAUAAUCACUUUGUAUUCUCUGUCCAGGGCUUCAGAUAUUUUGCACGAAUUUUAAAACAUGGCAAUAAAUGGCUCGUGGGCUCUGGC